This is a messenger RNA of Prunus mume (Japanese apricot), 1234 nucleotides long. NCBI's taxonomy places the organism in Eukaryota, Viridiplantae, Streptophyta, Magnoliopsida, Rosales, Rosaceae. The record is from RefSeq and is a predicted model, not a curated record.
CUUUCUUUCUUUUCUCUUUGAUCGGGACAGGAAACAAAGGUUGAUUCUCUUUCUACAGAUACAAAGCCUCCAAUCCCACCACCACCACCACCGUCUUCCUUUUCCAAAACCCCAAACUCCAAACCCAACAAAAAUUCAACAAUGAUGUCGACCUCUCCGAAUCCAGACGCCUCUGUUUUUGCAAGCAUAAUGGAACUUCACUUCAAAGAGCUCGAUCUCAUCCCGGACCAGAUUCUCCUCAACAAAGAAAAAAUGCUUCCCAUACUGGAAAACUGCUUGUCACACUCUUGCCUUGAAGAGGGUCUUGCAGAACAAAUUGCUGUCGAUAAAAGCAAUUCAGCCCAUCGGUUCAUCAAAAUUGUGCAUCGCUACCUGCAUGAAGCUGGCAAGGAGAAACAAGCUGAAAAGUACCAGCAAAAGGUGAGCACUGCAUCUCGGGUCGAACAGUUGGAGUCCAUCAAGAUCUGGAAUUUCUUUACUCCGCCACCCCAUGUGUUCAAGGUAAUGGAAGAUAUGGGAUUAGGCUCAAAUCCUUCGAGUUUCUUCGGGCCUCCAGCACCAACUGAGGUUUUUCCCAUUCCGGCCCCGGGCUGGAGGCCCGGCCAGGCUACUGCCAACGAAUGAGGCUGACAUUGUUCCUGAGACCGAGGACAGCCCUUCAACAACCGUGGAGCCUAACCCUGUUGGACUAGUUCUUCACGUUGGUGAGGUUACAGACCGGUCUAUGAUGGAUGCUGCAGCUGAAGAUGAGAAGAAGAAGGGGGUGAUGGAAGUGGAGUCUCCUCUGACUAAGACUAAGCAUCACCCAGUUAUCCUGUUUUCUUUCUUUUUACUUUGAAGACUACAAUCAUCCUGGUUUUGCUCUUGCAAUGAUUCGAUAUAUUCUUGCAGUAUGUAUUGGGAUCUUGGUUAUGAGCCAUGGCUUCCUGCAAUCCUUUUGCAUAUGUACUUGCUGCACGGGAUAUGCAACCUUGUUUAUGUUUGGACAUCUUUUUAACAUUGGUUGAUCCUGUUAUGAACGCUGCUUUGAUAUAAACUGACUACCCGCUACUUGCACAAUUGCACUCUGUUUGGUACCUAAGAAUGCAAUAUAAAUUUCAGUGAGAACCAAGAUUCACUAUAAAUUCUAGGAAGCAUGAUAAGCCCCAAACUACUGCAUGUACCCCAUGUAUAGUCAUCGGCUGCUUGAUUCAUGAAGUCCUUGAGUGUUAUUGAUUUCUGCAUUCGAACAUGG